AUCCAUUCUCAAACUCUCUCCCCGUUGUUAUUUCUCCCUCACUUAUUCUUUCUCUCCGCCCAUCCUGACCAAGCGGCCUCCUCCUCCUCCUCCUCCUCCUCCUCUUUCUCCCUCUCUAUCUAUCACCUCUUGCCUCCUGUUACCAUCCCUCUUUUCUGCAACAAUUUGCUCUACUUUUGUGCACGCUUCAUCAUGAUGCAUGUGGGCAGCCUCUGGGGUCUCUCCUUGGUCCUAUGUCUAAGUUUAGGAAGGACAAAGGCUCAGCAGAGCAACUUCACCAGGCCAGUGUUUCUCUGUGGAGGGGACCUAGUCGCAGACUCAGGCUUUGUUGGCAGUGAGGGCUUCCCAAACUUCUACAAACCUAACAGUAAAUGUAGCUGGCGUAUCACAGUCCCAGAGGGGAACGUGGUCAUGCUCUCCUUCCGCAUCUUUGACCUGGAGGCUGACUCACAGUGCCGCUAUGACUAUCUGGGUUACAAUGGCCAAUCCAACCUGGUGCAAAAACUAGGUCGCUUUUGUGGAACUUUCCGGCCUGGCGCUCUUAUUUCCACAAACACGAUGAUGCUGGAGAUGGGGACUGACGGAGAGACGCAGGCCAGAGGCUUUGUGGCCUACUUCAGUGGAGCCAAACCAUACGUAGAUGACCAACAGUUCUGCGGUGGGAAGAUAACAAAGUCCCAGGGAGAGAUCAAGACCCCAAAUUGGCCUGACAAGAAAUACCCAGCAGGAACCAGCUGCUCCUGGCUUAUCACCGUGGAGCCUGAUAUGGUGAUCCAGGUGAAGUUUGACAAGUUUGUCCUGGAGGCGGACACUUAUUGUCGAUUUGACUAUGUGGCGUUCUUUAAUGGAGGAGAGAAGGAUGAUUCACGCCUCAUUGGAAGAUACUGUGGUGAUCAGGCCCCACACCCCAUUGUCACCAGUGGCAACGUGCUCCUAGUCCAGUUUGUGUCUGACCUCAGCGUGACAUCUGAUGGCUUCCUUGCAUACUACACCAGCGUCCCACGAGGUUCACAGAUACCAACAGUCGACGCAGCCCCUGGUACAAGAUCAAUCCCUCACAUUCCUGCAGUAAAACCUGUUGUACCUGAGCGCACCAUCACCACUCCACGACAACCCGCCCCCACAGAGAAACCUAGACCAGUGAAGCCGACCAGAGGCCGUGGCCAGGGCACAACAAGCCAGGGCACCACAGGCCAGGACAGGAGGGUACCUGUGACAAGGCCCAAUGGAAAGAGGCCAGUUCCUCAAAAUCCUCUGUGUGCCAAAACCUGCAAGAGAGACGGAACCAUCAAGACCAGUUUCUGCGCCAGUGAAUUUGUGAUUACCGGGAAGGUGAGCUCCCUGGCCCCAGGGCCCAGAGGCACUCUUGUUAUUAACAUCUCCCUCAUAAAGGCCUACAAGGCAGGACGUAUGACAAUCACACAAGUCGGAGAAACCAUGUCUGUGAAGCUGGUGUCACAGUGCAAGAAGUGCCCACUGAUCCGCAGAGGUGGGAACUACAUUAUCAUGGGUCAGGUGGAUGCAGAUGGACGUGGUACUCUGGCUCCUGGUGCAUUCACAGCCCCAUACAAAGCCCCACAUGACAAACUCUUAAUGAACAUCAACAACCAACCCUGCUAACCUCACAUCUGUCCACACCAGGAGGUUCAGAUGAAAUAUCAAACACAGAAACAGUACAAUGUGAAAUACAGAACUAUUGAAGCACAAUAUUAUCCACCAGUUUAAAGGGAACACAUGCCAAACCUUACGUUUGUAAUUUAUAUAUGAAUAAAGGUUUUAUAUCUCUUUCAAAUGGUUUGACUGCAUAUUCAUGUAUCACUCUCUCUCUCUCUGCAGCUACGCCUCUGACUCCACCUAGUGGAUAUGAAGUGUAAUGGUAGUCAAGUGAAGUGACUGAUACAGUCUUAAAAAGUUGUAAUCUUGUUUAGUUUAUUACUGGUCAUUUUGGUACCGCCAAGAUAUCAUGUCUCAGAAUAUUCAUCCCAGAGUUUACUGAAUCUGAUUUAGUCUGGAGUGAAAAAGUAACUGGUUGAGAAAAUGUCAAAAACCUGCUGAUCUGAAACAGUCUCACUAGAACUAGAUCAACACAAAUCUGCAGGCCUGUCUGCCAAAGCUGCUUGUUCUUUGGCAUAUAUCUGUAGACGGACGUAAAUAAGACCAGCUCUAGUCAUUGUUCAAACAGGUAAGCAGGUAAAGAAAAUGUACAGAGAUGUCUCCAUCUGUUUUACAUUGGCAUGUUCUUCCAUAUGUAAAAAAAACACCAUUGUAAAAUAAGCAUAUACUGUUGGUUAUGCUUAUUGCUAAAGCAGACAAUGUGCCUUUUAAAAAGGUUCAUAGUUUAUUGUUUGGGUUUUAUAGGGAUGACUUUUCAAGGCUGUUCAGAAUCAUCAGGCUUUACAACCUAUUUGUCUCUGAGUUUGUCUUUUGUUUGAUUUUUAUGUUUCUGAGUAAUCUGUGCCUUCAUGUUGCAGAAAAUAAUGGCUUAUUGUUAUAUUUAGAGAUUGUUCUUAUAAAUGUACUAUUGCUACCAAAUAUGCUUUUUUCUAUAUUUUAAUAUCAAGUUGUAUCAAUAGUCGGCAAUAGAAAUGGUGGAGACUCAGCAAUAUGAAAAUGUACCUCUGCAGUGAAAGUGGGGAAUUUUUUUUUUAUAGCUUAGCCUUACAGCAAUAGUGGUGUUUGGGUUGGUCUAUCUUAAAAUGAACUAAACUAUAUUAAAAAAAGUACAUGUCAAA
Molecule: messenger RNA, 2732 nt
Organism: Notolabrus celidotus (New Zealand spotty)
Lineage: Eukaryota; Metazoa; Chordata; Actinopteri; Labriformes; Labridae
Gene: pcolcea
Product: procollagen C-endopeptidase enhancer a
Molecular function (GO): protein binding
Source: RefSeq, a predicted model, not a curated record